AUGGAUAUCAAAGAGGAAGAUCUUGGGGAUUCACAGCUCUACGAAGAUGUUUGGGAGGCAGAUCCAGGAGAAAUUGAAUCUCCGGAGGAAAAGCCCAACGUCCGGGAGAGCAUCCAGGAGACUUUACAUACCCUCGACCUCUUCAUGAACAACAAAUUUCAAGAAGCCCUGGACAACACCGAGCCAUGGGCCCACUGUAGUUCCUAUCAUGCCCUUGGAAAAGGCACCGUUUGCUUCAUCCAGUCUAUUCUUUCAUUUGAUCCAGAUGAUAUCAGCAAGACGAUGGAAGUUUUGAAAGAAAGUGUCUCAGUUUGCAACCGGCUGAGGAAGAGAGGGACUUUGCUCUACAUCACCAGGCUACUCAGAGGAGUUGACUAUAACUUAUAUACAUCAGAGGAGGUCCACGCAGAACUGUGUUACGCUGAGUGUCUUCUGUUAACAGCUCUGAUGACAUUUGUGGCAGAUAAUUCAUUUGUGAACUUCAUCAAAGGAGGCCUGAGAAUAAGAGCUUGCUAUCGAGCUUACAAAGAGGCGUUGCUUAUUUUAGAAAACAGACGCUGGGAAGAUGAAGAAGACAGACGCCAUUUUGAAAGUGGAGUCCGAAUGGGACUUGGAAUAUUUUAUUUGGUUGUUUCACAUCUCCCAACGAGGAUAAUUCGAGUGUUAGAAAUGAUUGGCUUCUGUGGUGAUAAGGAAAUGGGUCUCCAAAAUAUGUAUGACUCCGUGGCCCUUGAAGGAUCUUUAAGAGCGCCUCUAACAGCUUUGUUUCUUCUCUGUUAUAACACAAUCAUCACAUAUUUGUUUGGUCUGGCUGACGGUGAUUUGGUAUCAUCCGAGUAUAUUAUUAAAAAUAUGUUACAAAGAUAUCCCAGGGGAGCAUUAUACUUGUUUCUCCAUGGACGUCUAUUAGAAGUGAAAGGUGAAUUCGAUCAGGCCAUCAAUUUAUUGCUCGACUCCUUGACUGUCCAAGACACUUGGCGCCAAAUGAGGAACCUUGGCUCUUGGGAGCUCAUGUGGUGUUACAGUUUUAAAUUUGAAUGGAAAAACGCACAAAAGUAUUUAGAAUUCCUAAGAAAAGAGAGUCGGUGGUCUCCAGCUAUCUACACCUACGCAUACGCUUUGACCCUGUACAUGCAGUAUUUAGAAGACGGACGGACGGACGAAACUAAACUCUUCGAAGUACACGACUUGAUGAAGAAAGUUCCUGGUCUGAAGCAGAAACUCGCAGGCAAGUCCUUUCCCCUGGAGAAAUUUGUUGUUGCAAAAGCCAAGAAGUUCGUAAAUCAAAACGACAGGCUCCUUCUCCCGUUUUUCGAAAAGAUGUAUGUCUUCAAUGUCUUCCCAAUGUUCAGGAAUCGUCCAGAUACAGUAGAAAAGAUCUUAUCACAUGUGCAGAAUGCUGGCGUAAGUCUACCUGAAGACAGAGAGCCUUCAUCCGAAGAAGCCGAGGAUUACUGUUUAUCACUUUUGUUGAAAGCAGCGUGCCUGAAAUUACAAGGAAACCCUGGAAAAGCCCGAGAAAAUUUGGUUGAACUACUCAAAUAUGAAAAUUACCUUGCGGAUGACGUUUAUCUGGCCACGUACGCCAUGGCUGAAAUAGGAUACAUGGCGAUGGAUAUCGGAAAUUACGAAGAGGCCAUACAGUGGCUCGACAGAUCGUGCCACUCGCACACAGACUACCACCUGGAAUCCUUCCUCCACUAUCGCAUCCAUGCAGCCAUCCGACACAUCCAGAGCCUAAGCUCUCUUCUAGACCACACCACCGUCAGCGACAACAGGCCAGAAGAGAACAGACUGUACAGCUGUUCGUUGAGCCCACCUUCGCAGAAGAACCCGAUCGCAAUCUAUGACUCCCCAGUGCCAGCUCCUGUCUCAUUCUAGUCCAUUUUGAAAUCUUUACCGUUGUGCCGUUACAUAGAUGAUUUGACUGAUGCAUCUGCGCUGUGUAUAAAAUAAGCUAUCCGUUCAUUAGAAAAUCUCU
Messenger RNA from Uloborus diversus, 1981 nucleotides. RefSeq names its product tetratricopeptide repeat protein 39B-like. Bases 1 to 1881 code for a protein of 626 amino acids. The transcript has 18 exons. The record is from RefSeq and is a predicted model, not a curated record. NCBI's taxonomy places the organism in Eukaryota, Metazoa, Arthropoda, Arachnida, Araneae, Uloboridae. Gene Ontology annotation, molecular function: protein binding.